GCAUGAGAAUUAGGAGAGAAUAUCUGCAGUCUGUGGCAAGGGAGGGAAAGAGAAGAAGAAGCAAAAGGAUUUCAUUUUUUUUAACUGUAACUUUUCGGUAUGAAUGCUGAUACCUGCGUCUCAUACUGUGACAUGACAUCCAUGGACUCUUAUUACAGCGCGUCUAGUGCGCAGAGUAGAGACCAUCAGACAAACCCUUUCAGGACUUUCCAGGCCACCGAAACCAAAUACAGCCCGACUUUUAUCCCUGGUAAAGGGUCUCGAAGCCCCUUCCAGACAGAAUGCCAGUCGCUGGAUGGAGCUGAGGAGAGCAACUUUAACAAAUACCAGCUCUUCAUGCAGAGACCGACCUGCAAGACUCCACCCGAAGGCGGGAAGCUGCACCAGGACGGCGGACACAACGGGACGCUCAUCCCCUGCUAUGGAAAAGACAACAGCGGCCUGACAGAGUCUGAGCUUCCAUCAAGUGUUGAUCCUCCUGGGAUGGAAGGCAGCUACCUGAACCUAAAGGAGCCAGGUGUGAAGGGGCCUAGUGAGCGACCGGGGUCCGAUCUCUCCAGUCCGUUAGAGAAAAGUGAGGCAGAGAGCAACAAAGGCAAGAAGAGACGCAACCGCACAACAUUCACCAGCUACCAGCUUGAAGAGCUUGAAAAGGUUUUUCAGAAGACUCACUACCCUGAUGUUUACGCUCGCGAGCAACUGGCGCUGAGGACGGACCUCACCGAGGCUCGGGUUCAGGUGUGGUUUCAGAAUCGCAGAGCCAAGUGGAGGAAGAGGGAGCGUUUUGGCCAGAUGCAACAAGUGCGCACACACUUUUCCACUACUUACGAACUGCCGCUUCUUACUCGACCUGAAAACUAUGCACAGAUCCAGAACCCCUCGUGGAUCGGGAGCAGCAGUGCAACUUCCCCGGUACCAGGCUGUGUCAUGCCUUGCGAUUCCGUCCCCUCCUGCAUGCCACCUCACCCUCACGCUCCUGGAGGUGUCUCUGACUUCCUGAGUGUCCCCAGUCCAGGGAGCAGCCACAUGGGACAGACUCACAUGGGCAGUCUGUUUGGGGGUGCCGGGAUCAGUGGUGGAAUCAACGGUUAUGACCUCAACGUUGAUCCAGAUCGCAAGUCCUCCAGCAUAGCUGCACUGCGGAUGAAGGCCAAGGAACACAGUGCAGCCAUCUCUUGGGCUACAUGAUGUCCCAGUGCAGACCCACCCUGGUUCCUUCGAUGGCCUCAUCUCCAGAGCAGCCAUCAGCCAGCACUGAGUAGGAGGAGAGAGUUUUUUCCUGAGAGCACUAAUGAUAACGCAGGUCAAAUGAGCAGGGGGGGGGGGACAGAGGAGAUAAGGGGGGCCCAAACAGCAGCCCAUCCAAUCCAGAUAACUGGGACAAUGACCAGCAGAUGCUGCGUUUAAGACAAAUACACAAAAAAAACGCCUUCAGCACAUGUUGAUUUUCUAGUAAAAAAUGAAUGAAAUGCCUUAAAAUAAUCAUUAAUAGCAUCAACUCACAUUGACAAUAUUAGAGAAAAACAGCCUUAAAUGUAGGUACAUGUUGAGAAAUCAAAGCUCAUCUUUAUAAAGCAAAUAGUUACUUUCUCCCUAAGCCUUAAUAAUAAUCAUGAUAGGCUGAUUUUAUACAAAGAAAAGCCUUUUAAUAAUAAUUAAAUAGAAUAAUAGAACUCUUAUUAAUCUCACAUUGGAGAAAUAAAAUCUCUGCAUUUAACCCAUCCCUUUGUGGAGCAGUGGGCUGCCAUCGUGGGGUUAAGGGUCUUGCUCAGAGACCCAGAGUGGCAGUUUGUGGGAGUGGGGCUCGAACUUAGAACCUCAGGAUUCCAAGCUCUAUGCCCUGACCACUACGCCCCCACUCCCCCACAAUCCCUUUGGUCCGAUGGGAGUACUUUCAAUCUUUCUGGCAGCAAACAGUCCAGGUGUUUUGGAACUCCUCCUGUUCGUCAGUCGAUACGAUGAGGACCAUCUAUUCAUGCUAUGGUUGGGGAAGUUAGAGUCUAUGAGUACGCAGGUGGCUGAUCAGGCCAAUCUGUGCACGGAAUAGUCUUGGGCAAUGUGGACAGGGAAUGGUGGCGUCUGGUGCAAGAUUGGCAGCUCUGAUCUUCCUGGCUUGCCUACGCUCUACAGCCACAGCGAUCCGGUUUGCCUCGCAAGCUUUGGCACCUUUUUGAACAGCGGAUCACCACAUUCCUUUGUCUUGCGCUGCCUGCUCCCAUGUGUUGUGGUCGAUGUUGAAGGCCUUCAACGAGGCUUUGAGCGUGUCCUUGAAACGCUUCUUUUGUCCACCUUGGGAGCGUUUUCCUUGCUGUAGCUCGCCAAACAACAGUUUCUUUGGGAUGCGGACAUCAGACAUGCGAGCUACGAAGCUGGGACUGCAUCAGGAUAGUGUAAAUUAGGGUUGUCACGAUACUAAACUUUUCAACUCCAUACCGAUACUAAGGAAAAUAUUCGAUUAUCGAUACCAUUUUCGAUACCACAAGGAUAAAAACAAAGACUCCAAAAUUCU
Messenger RNA from Cyprinodon tularosa, 2509 nucleotides. Its product is annotated as homeobox protein aristaless-like 4. The transcript has 4 exons. The coding region runs from base 100 to 1188 and encodes 362 amino acids. Lineage: Eukaryota; Metazoa; Chordata; Actinopteri; Cyprinodontiformes; Cyprinodontidae. Gene Ontology annotation, biological process: regulation of transcription by RNA polymerase II. Gene Ontology annotation, molecular function: RNA polymerase II transcription regulatory region sequence-specific DNA binding; DNA-binding transcription activator activity, RNA polymerase II-specific. The record is from RefSeq and is a predicted model, not a curated record.